GUGAACAAAAGUUGUGCUCUAUGUUUACAUUUGAGCUAGGCGUUGGAACGAGAGUUGGGUAGCUGAAUUCGUUUGUUGUUCUGUAUUUUAAACUUAUACAAACAAAAGCUAAAAUCUUCAUCGGGUCAAGAAUUUUAAAAAUAUUGUGCCGAAUUUACAAGUAAUGUUAUGGGGGCAUUCUCCAGUUCGCCGCAAAAAUUAUUGUAUACUGCCGAAAACAAAGUUAUUCAAGAUUUAAUUAAUAAAAAUUGUGUUGUUGUAUUUUCAAAAACUCAGUGCGUCUACUGUAGGAAGUUGUUUACUGAUAAUAAUAUUGCAUAUCUUUCAAUUGAACUUGAUAAGAGAGAUGAUGGAAAUAGUCUCCAGAAUGCUUUACAUCAAAUUACAGGAGCUAGAACAGUCCCUCGUGUGUUCAUUAAUGGUGAAUGCAUUGGUGGUGCCUCAGAAUCUGAAAAGUUAUAUAAUGAAAAUAAGCUGAUGGAAAAAAUUAGUCAAUGCAAUAGAAAACAGUUUCCUCAAUAAAUAUUAAAUCUCCAUUUCUAAGCUAGCCAAAACUUUGUUGUGAUAAUUGUAAAACUGUCAAAUAUUAUUUAUUUAUACUUGUAAAAUAAUUUAUUAAAAUGUAUUUUAUUUACACGUAA
Molecule: messenger RNA, 641 nt
Organism: Stegodyphus dumicola
Lineage: Eukaryota; Metazoa; Arthropoda; Arachnida; Araneae; Eresidae
Product: glutaredoxin-2, mitochondrial-like
Cellular component (GO): mitochondrion
Molecular function (GO): protein-disulfide reductase activity
Source: RefSeq, a predicted model, not a curated record